AUGAAGCUCACUAUGAUCCUUACGGUCCUUGGCCUGGGCCUUACCGCUGUUGCGGCCCCUGCUCCGCUGCACCUGGAAGCUCCUCCAACCCCACCAACACCCCCGACUCCUCCCACCCCUCCUUCUCCUACUUAUUCCGCUCCCGUCAAUGCUCCCGGAUAUCCUUAUGUCAAUGCUCCGCCGAUUCCCCCAACUCCUCCCACUCCCCCUACUCCUCCGACCCCUACUGGUGUGUAUGGUCCGCUUAUCGGUGACAACAAUUACCAAAAUCUUCCUGCUACUCCCCCGACACCCCCCACUCCUCCCACACCUCCCACUCCUCCUACCCCUUCUGGGGGAUACUGA
This is a messenger RNA of Penicillium vulpinum, 345 nucleotides long. RefSeq lists its product as uncharacterized. NCBI's taxonomy places the organism in Eukaryota, Fungi, Ascomycota, Eurotiomycetes, Eurotiales, Aspergillaceae. Bases 1 to 345 code for a protein of 114 amino acids. The record is from RefSeq and is a predicted model, not a curated record. The transcript is spliced from 2 exons.